GCGAUCCCUCUGCUUUUUCGUUAUUUUUUCGUUAGAUCACGAUUUUUAAAUUAUCGGAUCCGCUAUUAAAUCCUCUAUUAAGUGAUUGAACAUGGGAAAAGCCUUGCUCAUGGACACCAUUAUCCCCAGUUCCCUUAGUCCUAGGCACCAUCCGACUUCUUCUUCACUAUACACGUCGCCGGAACAAUAUUCAACUAGAAUAGCAGAAUCAUGAUUAUGCCUAGGGCUUCUCCUAUUCGAUAGGGAUUGUAUGUGAUAACUCGCCAACGCCGACGUCUUGCCGAGGCCACCGAACGAUAAAUUCCUAGAGAUCUCCCCUGGAGUAGGUAGUGACACCUUAGAAUGUAUGGGCGCAAUGACGUCGAAUGGGGUUGAAAUUGUCUCUUCACACCAUGAAUUGAUAUUUUAGACCUCUAAUGGACAAGCUUCUCAUCAUGCAGGAUAACGAUGGGCAGCUGAUUUCAUUUGCAUUUGCCGAAGAAACUCACAGGCCUGUGACGAUUCCCGCGGUCCGGAGCCUUUGAGGGAGCCAGUGACAUUCCAGCCUCCCAGCCCCCUGCCCACAGAACUUGCACUGACAACCAUCCCAUUCCGGAUUGAAGACAUAUUGUCCCUCGUCAACGUGUGCUUGAUUCCUCUUUGAAGCUAUAUCGAAUCACCAUGACCAAUCACCCAUUACACCCAGCGGUCGUCCACUGGCCAAUCGCACUGAUCAGCACAGCCUUUGGAGUUGACGUAUUGAAUGCGUUCCAUUCAUAUAUCCCAGCGGCUACACUCAAUUAUCUCCCCGAAACCACCGAGCUUACCAUCAUUUCAUAUUAUGCUCUGUCCGCCGGCCUUGUGAGUGGAGUUGCCGCUGCCGCGACGGGUAUUGUCUCGGCCAGCCGAAUGAUAACGAAGCAGAGUAGUAUUCUUGAAGCAGACAAGAAAACCGUGAAACCCAAGUUCAAGACAUUGUUCGCCCACGCUGCUUUGAAUGAUCUUGCUCUUUUGGUUGGGGCGGGAUACUGGUGGGUGCGCCGACAAUCGGGUGGUCCUGUGUACGUGCCCGAGAGUCCAUUACUAGGGCUGGGCGGCGCUGUGGUCGCAAUUCAGCUAUUCGCUGCUAGUCUUGGUGGUACCUUGGUGUAUGGAUAUGGUGCUGGUAUUGGAAGUGCCAGGCCGAAGGGCAAAGCGCAGUAGGGUGGACAAUCCGCUGUGAUUUCUACAAGCGGUUGCUGAAGAAUCGAGAACUCCCGCAUAUCGGUCAUUAGACCAUGGGGGGUUUCUAUGCCAAAGAAGAGGCAAAUGAUGAUCAUUUUUAUCGGCAAGGUUAUUUUGAACUCGCUAAAGUGCUAAGCGAAUCGGGGAUCGGGUUUCAAAUAAAAACCGACGAUGGAAGGGGUCAGUUGCGUUUACCACGCUAGUAGAAUUUCGACUGUGGGCGUGGCCGACCUGAG
Molecule: messenger RNA, 1439 nt
Organism: Penicillium subrubescens
Lineage: Eukaryota; Fungi; Ascomycota; Eurotiomycetes; Eurotiales; Aspergillaceae
Product: DUF2231 domain-containing protein
Exons: 2
Coding region: 661-1182 (173 amino acids)
Source: RefSeq, a predicted model, not a curated record